Aspergillus puulaauensis is the source of this 1512-nucleotide messenger RNA. It is a transcript of the gene SPE2, whose product is annotated as adenosylmethionine decarboxylase SPE2. The coding region runs from base 1 to 1512 and encodes 503 amino acids. Gene Ontology annotation, molecular function: adenosylmethionine decarboxylase activity. The record is from RefSeq and is a predicted model, not a curated record. NCBI's taxonomy places the organism in Eukaryota, Fungi, Ascomycota, Eurotiomycetes, Eurotiales, Aspergillaceae. The transcript has 2 exons. Gene Ontology annotation, cellular component: cytosol. Gene Ontology annotation, biological process: spermidine biosynthetic process; spermine biosynthetic process.
AUGGUCAACGUUAUCCCUCAGCACUAUACGCAGUCGCCGUCUUCGUUCACCGCGACUCCGUCUUUGACAAUCAAUCAUGAGGCAACCCAGGAUCUUGACUCCACCAAUGCCUUUGAGGGCCCUGAGAAGCUCUUGGAGGUCUGGUUUGCCGCUUCCCCAAAGGAUUUAGGCUCCUCGAACACUCUCGGUUUGAAGGCGGUUUCGGAGGAGAUUUGGAAGGAGAUGCUGGACAUUGUCAAUUGCCAGGUGCUGUCCAUCGUCUCGUCCGAGGAUGUGGAUGCCUAUCUCCUGUCGGAGUCCAGCAUGUUCGUCUGGCCGCAUAAGUUGAUCCUGAAGACUUGCGGCACCACCACUCUGUUGUCAGGACUGCCCCGCAUUCUCGAAAUUGCGGCUAUGCACGGUGGAUUCCCCAAGUCUACUGCUCCUCCGUCCCGUGGAAUCACCGUUGCGGCAGCUCCGUACCGCGUCUUCUACAGCCGCAAGAACUUUCUCUUCCCCGACCGUCAGCGUGGGCCUCACCGCAGCUGGAGAGAUGAAGUUCGCUCCAUGGACAAGCUUUUCUUGAACGGCAGCGCCUACAUGAUCGGCAAAAUGAACGGCGAGCACUGGUAUCUGUACCUCACUGAGCCCAACACUCUGCUCACUCCCCCUGCCACUCCGACGGCGGAUUCGGACGAUGAAGAAACCGAGACCAAGUUCAUUCAGCUUCCCGAUCGGUCUGACUUGGGCGUCGGUGCCGAGGACGGGGCUUCAGACGAGACUCUUGAGGUUUUGAUGACAGACUUGGAGGAGGGAAACGCUAAGCAGUUCUACCUGGACCAUGCUACUGGUGUUGCCGAGAAACGGUACUGCAACUUUGAUUCCCACAAGGAAGACCACGUGGACGUGUUCAGCAAUGGAUCCGACAUUGAAGUGGACGAUGUUUCAUCCACCCAGGGUAGCGGGAUCUUGCCUGCAGAACUCACCACUGAGGGCCACGCUCUUGGCACCGUAGUCUCCGAGUCCUGCGGAUUAUCGGACGUUUACCCGAAGGACAAGUUCCCUGAGUCGCGCAUUGAUGCCUAUCUUUUCACCCCAUGCGGGUUCUCUGCCAACGGCGUGAUUCCUGCACCUGACGGUGGCACCAAGGGCACCCACUACUUUACUGUCCAUGUGACACCUGAGCCUCACUGCUCGUAUGCGUCUUUUGAGACCAACGUGCCGCACUCGCAGAAUGGCCAGACUACUGCAGGAAUCAUCCAGCAAGUUGUGAACAUAUUCAAGCCUGGUCGGUUCACUGUGACGGUCUUUGAAGCGAAACCCGGAGUGGAAGGCGACUGGGACAACAAUAAGGAGGCCCGAUAUAUCGAACGACAGGCAGCCCGUCGAAUGCCCAAGGGCGAAAAUGUGGAGGGAUACAAGCGAGUCGAUCGCAUUGUGCAUGACCUUAACGGAUAUGACUUGGUGUUCCGUUACUAUGAACGCCUCGAUUGGAAGGGGGGGGCCCCUCGACUCGGCGAAGAGCACGUCUAG